AUGAAAUUGUCGCAAAAGAGAGGUUAUGACAAAGAUGUACCUACCUUUGAUACAGAUGAAAUUUGUGCACUCGUGAAGUAUUUAUCAUUAUUUGAUGAAUAUGGGAGAAGAGCGAUUGCAUGUGCAGUGUGCGUGCAUUUGUUGAAUAAUCCUGAGCUGCUCCAGAAAAUGAAAAAUUAUAAGAACGAUCCUAAUAACGGCCAGUAUAACGAGUCAACUAUGCUUCUCUCCAAAUAUAUAUUUGGAUCAAACAAUACUGCGACACAGCUUAGAAAAACGAUCAAGUCAUACUUAGGACUUUCGUUGGUGGAUGGAAGCAAAUCUUGGGCAAGCAUAAGUGGAAAAUCGAAAUUUUAUGGUUACCAUUAUCGAACCGUUAAUUCACACAAGUUUACAUUAGCCUUCUUGUUUGAUAAGCUAGACAUGAAUUACGAAUGGUUGCUGAAUAACAAGGAGAUUUUAGAUAGUGAAUUUAAUGUUAGUAAUAGUGAUUCGCCAUAUACUGUAAGUAUAGACGGCUUAAUAUCACAUGAUUAUAUCGAAAAUGAGACACUUAAGCGUACUCUAGAGGCAGUUACAACCAGCAAAUUUCUUACAGGAACAAAUGUGGAUAGCUUAACUUUGGAAUUUAGUGAUAUCCACACUAAUGUUGAUUUAUCAUUUCUUAAUAACAUAAAAGCUCCAGUAACUGUAAUAUGCAAUCGUUGUUCGUACACUUUUAUACAAUCAAUACCAAAACAUGUUAAAGUUGUUGUUUUUAUCACAAAAAACAUACCGGAUUAUGCAUUCAAUAACAUUGUUAAAAAUGUUGUGAAACUUAAAUUUCAAUCAUUGGAGAUCCGUGAAAAUGUAGUGUUUCCUGAUCACGUAGAAAGUAUUGAAAUUGAUAACUGUAAUGCUCAUAAAGACGUGACACUGAUGAUUAACGAAAAAUGUGAGCACGUUAAAAUAAGUAACACCCCAGUUAAGAUUGUACUACCAUGUGUUAUGGGAUCAGGUAUAAUGUUGAAACACUUAUGCUUUGAAUACAAUGUGGAUAAAGAACAAAAAUCACUAAAGUUACAGGUAGCCGACAUUAAUAGUACAGUAAAAAUCGAUGCAACCAUAGAUGCUGUAAGAUUUGAAGAUGUAAACGUGUCUGCAGGAUCAUGUGUUAUAUUUAGUGAAGAGAACAAGAAUUUGAAAAUAUUACAGUCAACUGGUAUGUUUAAUCUGAAACAGUUUAUAGGGAUUGAACAGUGUUUUAAUAAGGGAAUGAAAAUAGAAGUUACGCCUAUAAUCCAUUCUACACAUAACCUAUCAAAAAUAGCGUUAUAUGAUUUUCGGUUUGUGAAAAGAGUAGAACUACCGAAUAAAUAUGAAGAAGUUGAAUUAGACCAUGUACUUACGGAUGAGAACGUAGAGAUAGUCCUAAACAAAGCUUGCAAAAAACUGGUAAUUCGUGGAUGUAGAGUUGUGAUCAAUGCACAAAAUGUUGAUGAGCUUGAUAGCUUAUGCAUACAAUUUUGUGCACUUGAGAAAAGCAACAUUGUGUUUGUUGGCCUGAAACGAGUCAACCACAUUUCUCUUAUUGAUAUCUGUCACAGUAUGGAUGUAAUCACAACCAUUCUAGCUGGUCUUGAGGAAGUAAAGCACCUAGAAUUCGAAAGUAAAUAUCCUAGGAUGAUGAGUAAAGUAUUUGGAGAACACAACAAAGAAUUGUUGAUGAACAUCGUAUCGACCGAGAAUUACAUAAAUGAUCUGAAUUUUGAACUUAGAUAUUCAGCAAUCAAGGACAAAGAACCGGUCUUAUUCCUCUUCGAGAUGUCGAAUAUCAUGGUUAAUCUUAUUCUCAAAGCAGUGUUGAGCGAAAAAGUGAUGAAUACUGUUUCCAAGCUAGAGUUCACGUCUGUUGCUAUCGAUGCUGAUAAUUGCAAAUCACUUGGAAAGUGGUCAAACCUCGAAAUUCUUCGAAUAUGCCCCGAAAUCAUCACCAACGAAUUUUUUUAUAACCUGCCGAUGAAUCUCAAGCUACUGAACAUUACUGACCUGG
Messenger RNA from Vavraia culicis subsp. floridensis, 2032 nucleotides. RefSeq lists its product as uncharacterized. Lineage: Eukaryota; Fungi; Microsporidia; Pleistophoridae. The record is from RefSeq and is a predicted model, not a curated record. The annotation marks the transcript as partial. The transcript has a single exon.